This is a messenger RNA of Fukomys damarensis (Damara mole-rat), 2301 nucleotides long. Its product is annotated as disintegrin and metalloproteinase domain-containing protein 32-like. Lineage: Eukaryota; Metazoa; Chordata; Mammalia; Rodentia; Bathyergidae. Gene Ontology annotation, biological process: proteolysis; binding of sperm to zona pellucida; cell adhesion. The coding region runs from base 225 to 2165 and encodes 646 amino acids. The transcript has 20 exons. The record is from RefSeq and is a predicted model, not a curated record. Gene Ontology annotation, cellular component: plasma membrane. Gene Ontology annotation, molecular function: metalloendopeptidase activity.
UCAGACCGAGGGCCCUGAAUUCCACUCGGAGGGAAAGGCCCGCGUUCCUCGGAGAGCCCUGCCGUCCGGGUUCUCAACUUUCAUUCCUUCAAAUCGUAUUUCCAGAGAAACUCCAAGGAAAUGCAAGCAAUAACUUACAAGACGAGAUAUCCUACAUUAUUGCAAUAGAUGAGAAACCGUAUAUAGUGCACCUACAGCCAAGAUAUUUCCUAGCAAAGGAUUUUAUGGUUUAUUCCUACAGUCAAGGUAUUAUGAAUUCUCAAUCUUCAGGUAUUCAGUCUGAAUGCUACUAUCAUGGAUAUGUCGAAGGACAUCUGAAUUCUCUUGCCAUACUCAGCACAUGCUCUGGACUGAGAGGAAUACUCCACUUUGGAAAUGUUUCAUAUGGAAUCGAGCCUCUGGAUUCUACAGUUGAAUUUCAGCAUGUUCUUUAUCAAUUGGGGGAUGAAAAUAGUGAACUUGGAAUUCUUACCAAAAAUAGCAGAAGCAUGGAAAAAUACGCAGUGGGCUACAACAUUUUUAUAAGUGAAAAAUCAGAAACACCUGUUCCAGACUUACUUCCUCUUUAUCUAGAAAUGUAUAUCGUGGUGGACAAAGCCUUGUAUGAUUACUUGGGCUCCGAUAGUGUGACCAUAACAAACAAAGUCAUUGAAAUGAUCAACAUUGUAAAUUCAAUGUUUGCACAACUUAAUGUGAUGAUUGUGUUGUCAUCACUGGAAUUGUGGUCAGAUACAAAUAAGAUAUCUACAGAUGGCGAGGCGGAUGAAUUACUGUACAAGUUUUUGGAAUGGAAACAGUCUCAUCUUAGUCUAAAACCUCAUGAUGUUGCCUUUCUAUUCAUUUACAGAGAUUAUCCAGACUAUGUGGCAGCAACAUUUCCUGAAAAGAUGUGUUUUAUUCCUUAUUCUGCGGGAAUUGCACUGUAUCCCAAGGGCAUGACUUUAGAGACAUUUGCAGUUAUUGUCACCCAGAUGCUUGGACUCAGUCUGGGAAUAGCAUAUGAUGAUCCAGUGAAAUGCCAGUGUUCAGAAGCCAUCUGUAUAAUGAACCUGGAAGCGAUGCAAUCUGGUGGUGUGAAGACUUUCAGCAGUUGUAGUUUGAGUGACUUUCAACGCUUCAUUUCAAAAGUGGGUGUUGGAUGUCUUCAGAAUAAGCCACAGAUGCAAAGAGGCCAACGCUGUGGCAAUGGCAUAAGGGAGGGCAACGAAUUCUGUGAUUGUGGUACCAUACAGCAAUGUGGAAUUUAUAACUGCUGUGAUCAUGAAACCUGUCAGAUGAAAAUAUCAUCACAGUGUCUUGGAGGACCAUGCUGCCAUUUCUGUUUAUUUUCAGGAGCAAAUGUUGUAUGCAGGGCCAAAAAAGACCCUGAGUGUGAUGUGGAGGAGUAUUGUACUGGAGUUUCACCACGCUGCCCGGGGGACGUAUACAUCCGAAACGGGCACCUGUGCAAGAGCAACAAGCACAUGUGCUACAAUGGGUUUUGCAUUGAUCUUGAUUCACGUUGUGAGCAGAAUUUUGGAAAAGGCUCAAGAAAUGCUCCAUUUCUUUGCUAUAAGGAAAUACAUUCUCAAAUAGAUAGAUUUGGAAACUGUGGUUCAAGAGAUGGCAUAAUGACAUAUUGUGGAUGGAGGAAUUCUAUGUGUGGAAGAUUAGUUUGUACUUUUCCAACUCGAAAGCCUUAUAUUCGCACCAAUGCUACUGCAAUUUAUGUUCGAGUAAAAAAUUAUACAUGUAUAACUGCAGACUUCAAUAGGUAUGGGGACUUUGUGAGUGCAGAUACAUUUAGGAUUCCAGAUGGCAGUGAAUGUGAUACUGAGAGGAUCUGUAUAAAUUAUUCCUGUGUAGAAAUAGGAGAUCUUAAGUCCUCAGCAGAAUCUUGUAAAGGAAGGUGCUCUGGACAUGGGCUGUGUAAUAGCCAAGGUACGUGUUACUGUCAGCGCGGUUACCGCCCUCCCUACUGCCAAGGCGUGCCCUUCUUCAGGUCUGCCCUGUGGGAUAUCAACAGAUAUUUAAUCGGUGCUUCAGAGAAGGCAGACGCUAACUGGCUUCUAAGUUUCUACAUCGGUUUAUCCAUUCUUAUCAUAGUGACCCUAGUAGUCAUAGCGUGGAACAGACUGAAAACAAUGUUCACCAAGGAAGAGGAAUCCCUUAGUACAGAGAACUAGGAAUUCCUUCAGAAGGCAAUGGAUACUAUUGAAAUCUCACUUAGAAAUGAAGAUUCUACCUUUCCAGGCUUAGUUACAGUAGAAAAACAUCAAUAAACGAUGUGGCCUCAUUUAAAUGCCAUUAUGUCUGUUUUUC